Platichthys flesus (European flounder) is the source of this 2067-nucleotide messenger RNA. It is a transcript of the gene socs2, whose product is annotated as suppressor of cytokine signaling 2. Bases 607 to 1218 code for a protein of 203 amino acids. Gene Ontology annotation, cellular component: phosphatidylinositol 3-kinase complex. The record is from RefSeq and is a predicted model, not a curated record. NCBI's taxonomy places the organism in Eukaryota, Metazoa, Chordata, Actinopteri, Pleuronectiformes, Pleuronectidae. Gene Ontology annotation, biological process: phosphatidylinositol phosphate biosynthetic process; intracellular signal transduction. Gene Ontology annotation, molecular function: 1-phosphatidylinositol-3-kinase regulator activity. The transcript is spliced from 3 exons.
UUUUCGUUCCUCAGCUUGAUUUUCUGUUUGUAGAAGCUCAGGCACACACAUACACACACCAGACACACACUGAGACACACAGACACACACUGAGACACACAGAAACAGACUGAGACACACAGAAACACACUGAGACACACAGAAACACACUGAGACACACAGAAACACACAGACACACACUGAGACACACAGACACACACUGAGACACACAGACACGCACUGAGACACACACUGAGACACACUGAGACACACAGACACGCACACUCGGACUCACUCGGUGAUUUUCGGUAAACUGGGAUAAAUCGGCGCGCGGACUGAAGCUCUGACUGACAGGUUGGACCUUGUGUGUGACCCGGACCCGCCAGUACUGGACGAGGACCGGGACCAGUACAGGACCGGGACCAAUUACAAGUACAGGACGAGGACGGUGAAUGUUUCUGUUCGUGGAGGACUCAGUGACGUUGCUGCGGUUUGUUGGCUUAAAGCUAAAAGCUGUUAGCUAACGGCUAACGGCUAGCUAACAGCAGCUCUUAGGACCUGGAUAGAAACCCAGUUCUCCAUGUUUGAGCUGUGGGCCUGACGCCGGGCUGAAGGUCGAUCUGUCCGAUGACCUUCCAGUCGUCCGACUCAACAGAAACUAUCGAGAGCAACAGACGAGUUGAUAACAACCUCAGAGCUGUUGAAUCAGACGAGAGCCGCAUCGCCUCAGCCAUGAAAGAGCUCAGGAACACAGGCUGGUACUGGGGAACUCUGACCGCCACUGAGGCCAAAGAGAUCCUGCAGGACGCAGCUGAGGGCACCUUCCUGGUUCGGGACAGCUCUCAGAGGGACUACCUGUUCACCAUCUCCGCCAUGACAUCGGCAGGUCCCACCAACCUGAGGAUUGAGUACAAACAUGGUAAAUUCAAGCUUGACUCUGUGGUUCUGGUGAGGCCGAAGCUGAAGCAGUUUGACAGCGUGGUCCACCUGGUGGAGCACUACGUCAUGCUCUCCAAGACCAGCGACAACACAACAGCAGACCCUCAAUUCUCAGCGGCGGCGGCGGCGGCACCCAACGGCACGGUGCAGCUGCUGCUCACCAAACCUAUGUACACCGCUACGCCAGCGCUGCAGCACCUGUGCCGCAUCGCCAUCAACAAGACGACGCGGCAAGUCCAGGAUCUGCCGCUGCCCAACAGACUGAGGGACUAUCUGACAGACUACGCCUACAAUGUGUAGACACAGAGCGACUCCACCUCCGGGUGGAGCAGUACCACUGCAAGGCAUCAGCUGUGUGUUCAACGCCACCUGACCUCGGAUCAGUCCCAUCAUCGGUGCCGACAGGCCGGUCAGAGCCACAGGCAAUAAUUGCCGGUGAGUCGUCAUGGAAGGAGGCGGAGUUUGUGUGUGAUGCAGACGUUAACACAGAAACUGACCACGAGCGACACAUCACGCCCCAGAUACACACUCACAACCUGCACACACACUUAAGCAGUUUCAAAUUAAAACUUGUCUAAAAUGUUUUAUGAUCAAUAACCUAUGACCCAGGUCUGUGGUUACAUCAUUUAACUGUAGCUCUAUGAAAUCAAAUUAUCAAUUUGUUUUUACAUCAAAUGAAUCUGAAUGUUUUUGCAGUUUAAACAAACGUCAUGUCGCUCUGGUCAAAUGUUAUCAUGGUUGAAUAUAAACCGACCUCCGGCCUCCUCCAGCUCCUCUGGGUCGGGAGGGGUCAGUCCUCAGCUAUAGAUCCUGGACACUCUGGUCGUUAAACGGUCGCUCUCUCAGGUAAACACGACUUGUUGCAUGUUUGUUCACAGGUUCGAUGCUCAUGUUGAUGAUGUUCUUCUUCUGUUAUUUUCUAUAAUCGUCGAAUGGGCUCCGUCUCCUGCUCUGUGGCUAAAUGAGUAAAAUUAUAUUUACUGAAGGUAACAGGAAGUGCAGAUGUUUGUACAUAUCACAGCUGUUUGAUUUUUAUAACCUAUUUAUUGAUGCUGUCACACUGUGUGAUGUACAGAAGCUGCACACACAGCGGGUUCGGGGCCUCUGUCAAACAUAAGAUAAAUAAAGUUUCAUACGGUGCUUCAUCAA